Molecule: messenger RNA, 936 nt
Organism: Gaeumannomyces tritici R3-111a-1
Lineage: Eukaryota; Fungi; Ascomycota; Sordariomycetes; Magnaporthales; Magnaporthaceae
Exons: 4
Coding region: 1-936 (311 amino acids)
Biological process (GO): mRNA export from nucleus; positive regulation of DNA-templated transcription, elongation
Cellular component (GO): THO complex part of transcription export complex
Molecular function (GO): mRNA binding
Source: RefSeq, a predicted model, not a curated record
AUGGGCACGGACGAGCUUGUCACCGACCCGAGCUUGCGCAGUCUCCUCGAGCAGUCGCAGAAUGCCCGAGAACAGGCGCUGGCGUUUGUCGACCUGAUAGCGCAGCAACAACAGGCCGGCUCCGAGCCCGCGGCAGUCGCCGAGAUGGCAAAGUUGCAGAAGCAGCUAAUUAUGAAUCUUGCGAACCUCCGCCGUCAGCACCGGGCUGCCAUCUUUUCCGCGCGCACCACGAAGGCCGAGACGCUGAAGGCGCGCCAGGAGGUCGACACGCUCCACCUGCAGCUGCAGAAUCUCUACUACGAGCAGCGUCAUCUCGAGGGCGAAAUCGCGUCUUGCGAGGACUACGAUCACAAAUACCGCCAACUGCCACUCAUACCAGUCGAAGAGUUUCUCGCGCUGCAUCCUGAACAUGCGGAUGCCGACGAGAAUGACCUGAUGGUCGCGCGAAUCGAACACGAACGCAGCGAGAGGGAGAACCUGGAGAAGCAGCGACAAGAUCUCCUGAAGCGCAAAGCCAAGCUGAUCGCAGAGAACAAGAAGAGGAAAGAUGACCUCGCAAAUCUGGAUAAAGACCUGGAGAAGUUCAUCGAUGCUGCAAAACCGAUCGAGAAGACAGGGGCGGGCCAAGAGUCGAAAGGCGAGCAUCGGGAGGAAAACACCAAGCUCGCCAUCGCCGUCGCGAGACAUGGCGACGGGAAGCAGGGCAAUGCCGAUACCCUGGCGAAGUACGCCAGGCUCAAAAAAAGAAAAAUGCGUGACGGACCGGAAGUCACGAGCGUUGACCGGGAAGCGGGUCCGCAUGGGUGGAUUUGGGUUGCGGUCGGACUGGCGAUACUCGGCGGUGAGGUAGUAGCUGAGUACUACCGGCGCGGCAACCUAUCGUCGCUAAGCUCACCGCUCAUGGAGCGCAGGCUGGGCGAAGGGCAUGCCGCGUAG